Messenger RNA from Pecten maximus, 568 nucleotides. RefSeq names its product prohibitin-like. NCBI's taxonomy places the organism in Eukaryota, Metazoa, Mollusca, Bivalvia, Pectinida, Pectinidae. Gene Ontology annotation, cellular component: mitochondrion; membrane. The record is from RefSeq and is a predicted model, not a curated record. The coding region runs from base 152 to 553 and encodes 133 amino acids. Gene Ontology annotation, biological process: mitochondrion organization. The transcript has 3 exons.
UUCCUUCAGGACGACCCUGGAAGCCAUGCGGACACGUCAUCUUACAUCAUAAACUUAUUCGUUCAAUUUUGCCGUGCACAGACGAUUUGCCAGUCCAAAUCACAACGUAUAGAUCAUCGAUAGUUAAUAUUUCAAACAGUUAUUCCUUAAUAUGUCAAAGUUAUUUAACGCCUUAAGCACUCUCGGCAUCGGCCUAGCAGUCGGAGCAAGUGUUGUGAAUACUGCACUUUACAACGUUGACGGUGGACAUAGAGCUGUGAUAUUUGACAGAUUUAGAGGAGUCCAGGAAAAAGUUGUAGGAGAAGGAACACAUUUUAUGAUUCCAUGGGUACAGAAACCCAUCAUAUUUGAUAUCCGUUCAAAGCCAAGGAAUAUAGCUGUGGUUACAGGAAGCAAAGAUUUACAAAAUGUUAACAUUACUCUGAGAAUUUUGUUCCGGCCAUUGAGUUCCAGUCUUCCUAAAAUCUACACAAACAUUGGAAUGGACUACGACGAAAGGGUACUGCCAUCCAUUACCAAUGAAGUCCUCAAAGCAGUGGUGGUAGGUAUUUAGCUCGCUUGUUCAAAG